Solenopsis invicta (red fire ant) is the source of this 3002-nucleotide messenger RNA. RefSeq lists its product as uncharacterized. Lineage: Eukaryota; Metazoa; Arthropoda; Insecta; Hymenoptera; Formicidae. The transcript has 2 exons. The coding region runs from base 1029 to 2861 and encodes 610 amino acids. The record is from RefSeq and is a predicted model, not a curated record.
CUUGCAAAAUACAUAAUAAAUUUUGUCGCAUCUUUAUUUUUAUCCGUAUAGCUCCGUAAAAAAUUAGUAUACGUUUUUAAAGUCAAUAUUAAAAUUGUAAAAGCCAAUAUUAAAAUUGUUGUAGCCUAAGCUAACACCAGUGCAUAGCAACAAAAAGCGAUUUCGUUGCUAUGCAUAUAUUCGCUAAACGCGAAAGUAACGGAUCGUCUUUCGAGACUUCCUCCCGAAAGACGUGCAGAAAACGCGACAACGACGGAAGACAAGAUAGUCUUUCGCCGGAUGCCGCAUCGCCGCCGAUUCAGCAUAUAGCCGACCUGCAAUUUAGCGUCAGCAAUAGUGGAGGAUAAAAAGGGCCUCCGAAUCGGGAAACGGUGGAGAAUAAUUCGAACAACCGCUAGAGCAACAUCACGGCCGUGCGUAACUAAUACGUCGAGCCGUGAAGCGAUAAGAAGAUACCGCGCACCGCAGCCCGUAGUAACAGGGCAUCUAAGUGUAAGCAACCACUGUAUAAGAAGAAGUAUUGAGAAUAAAUCUACAUUAUACUACAUCAAGAAAGGUGUUUCUUGAUUGGCAACCCGUCUGAGCUGCUGCCUUCCCGUGAGUUCUAACUCUUUGGGCAAAAGCGAAUCCCGAUAUACCUACCGACGUCCCUGGAGCCAUCACCGGGGCACAACAGUAAAAUUGGUGGCAGCGGUGGGAUUCCGCUUAACAUAUCGCUCAGAAGAAGCCAGGAAGAGAGUAAUCCUGCAAGUCGCAUCGACGUCAGCUGAGAAACAACGCCAGGGAAAUCGCACAAAGAAGGACGACACCUGCCAUUAAUCGAGAACAUCGAGGAAAUCAUAAUACUUCAAGGGACAACCGGCGAAAUAAAGGACCAGGGCGAAGGAUCACAGUCCCGUCAGCCGAAACGAGACAACAGGCCAUCCCUGAGAUCACCGCCGACCUACCGCAACAACCAGCGAGCCGACGAACGCGAGCCCAGCUGGAGCGUGCAGAUAACACCAGAGGAGGCGCAACCCGACACCAACAUGCGAGCGAGCACUGCGCUACUACUGUGUUGCAUUGCGUGGACCAACAUCGUGAGAACGAAACUAAAGACCGCACCAACUAAAGGAACAGAAAAUCAACCGUACGAAAUAGAGAGAUUUGUCCACCAUCCAGGAAUAUAUUUCGAGAUAAUAGGAAACCUUCACCAAUUAGACUCAACAUGGAAAAUGGUGAUCCGAAUAGAUUCCACAUCGUUAACAAAUCGAUUGGAACAAUUGAGACAAUAUCUACAAAAAACAAAAAGUAUGUGCCACUUUUUUGCAGUCGCAAAUAAAGAUACAUGUCAAAACCUAUACGAGAUUACAAAAGAUGACUAUGAAGAAAUAAAUAAAGAGCUAAUAAAAAUAAAUUCCAUGUGCGAAUCAUCAGAAUUAAGAAAAAGAGGCCUAGUUGACGGAAUAGGCACAAUAGCCAAGUCUUUAUUUGGCACAAUGGAUUCCAACGACGAAAAAAUAAUUAACGAACAAUUAACCGCAUUACAUGACGAACAACAAAAGGCACAACAUGCAGUAAAAAAUCAAAUUAAAAUACUGCAACAAACAAUAGCUCAUAUGGAUAACACGGAAGAAAUAAUACAAAAAAACGAAAAUCUUCUCGCAAACGCGACAAAAAAUCUAAGGGAACACCUAAUAACCAAUGAACGUCAAAGUAAUAUUCACGAACAUUUUAUCACAAUCAACGCAAUCGUAGCAGACUUAAACCGCGACAUAAAAGAUACACUAGAUUAUUUAACCACAAUAAAACAAGGGAUCUUACAUCCCAGAUUAGCACCGAUAAAAAAUAUAAUAGAAAAUCUAAAAGAAGCGAGCUUACAAUUGCCGGAAGGACUCUACUUCCCAUUCCGCAUUAACAAAAAUAAAUGGUUCGAGAUAGAAAAAGUAAUAACUAUAAGCGCGUACUGCGACACUAACAAUAUAUUCUCGAUAUUAGAAUUUCCAUUAAUAUCACAUCCAAAAUAUAAAAUAUUAAAUAUAAUUUCGUUACCUGUACCGGAAAGCGAAAAUAUAGCUACGAUCAUCAAGAUAAAGAAUCCGUUAAUAGCGAUAAGCUCCGAGCAACGCGCGUACAUAACACUUUCGCAUAAUGAUCUACAAGCGUGUAAACUUACUAACACUGAUUAUUUAUGCAAACAAAAUUUCCAAAUACAAAAAAUAAAUAACAACCCAAUUUGUGAGGUAAACAUAUAUAUAGAAAAUAAAAUUCAAAAAGAAAAUUGCGAGAUAAAGCAAAUCAUAACAAGUAACAUCAUGUGGAUACCCCUAAAAAAUCCACAUGCAUGGUUAUACUCAUCGCCAACGAAACAAUAUAUUAAUAUAAAUUGUAAAGACCACGGACAAAUAAAACAAGAAAUUGAAAAUACUGGUAAAAUAAAAUUAAGAAAUAAUUGUGAAAUUAUAAGUCAUGAAAUAAUACUAAAAUCACCAAAAGUAAUGAAUGAAACGAGAAUAGAAUCAUAUCUACCAGAGUACAAUAUCUCACUACCAAGAGAUAAUGUAAAUAUAUCUCAAGCGAUACAAAUACAGAAAAUCAAUACAAAACAUUCAGAAUUGAAAAAUCUACAAACAGAGUUACAAGAAUUGAAUGAUGACAUGAAUAAAAAUAAUAAUACGUAUUUUCAAUCAAAACAUUUUAUUUAUCCAAUGGCAACCAGUGGCUCUACCAUGAUAAUAGUCACAAUAAUUGUUAUAAGCCUAAUAAUAUACGUUAUAAGGAAAAAGAAACGGAGUAACUCCGAGAAACGUGUAACAAUAGAAUUAAAAGAUAACGAUGAACCAAAAUCAAUUUUCAAACGUAACAGAAGUGCACGUUUCUAACUUAAUAACCUUUUUUUUUUUUUUUUUGGAAACUCCGUUUUCUUUUCCGACGGGGGAGGGGUAUGCAGAAAAACUCCUUCCCUUCGUUUUUCUUUCCCAACGGGGGAAGAGUGUUGUAGCCUAAGCUAACACCAGUGCAUA